Messenger RNA from Phragmites australis (common reed), 1054 nucleotides. RefSeq names its product mitochondrial import receptor subunit TOM9-2-like. The transcript has a single exon. The coding region runs from base 166 to 453 and encodes 95 amino acids. Gene Ontology annotation, biological process: intracellular protein transport. NCBI's taxonomy places the organism in Eukaryota, Viridiplantae, Streptophyta, Magnoliopsida, Poales, Poaceae. Gene Ontology annotation, cellular component: mitochondrial outer membrane. The record is from RefSeq and is a predicted model, not a curated record.
AAAAAGUUUCCGGAAAACUAAGGAAGAGGCGGCCAAAUGUAAGCCAGCAUCCAUGGGCGUCGAGCGGCACAACACAAGCACCUGCACCGCCGCCGCGUCCUAAACCCUAACCCCGCGCGGUUCCAACCUCGAUCGGCGACCAACACAGCCACCAGAUCUCGGGCCAUGUCGAUCCUGGGCUCGAUCGCGCGGUCGUCUUCUCAGCGGGCCACGUCGAUGCUAGACUCGCUCUCGCGGUCGUCCGCGGCGGAGCUCGGGUGGGAGGCGGCGGCGAUGGCGCGGAAGCUGGCGCGGAGCUCGGGGAAGGCGGCGUGGCUCGCGGGGACGACGUUCCUGGUGCUGGGGAUCCCUCUCCUCUUCGCGAUGGAACGGGAGAUGGCGAUCAACGAGAUGGAGUACAACGAGCAGGCCGAAAUCCAGGCCCUCCUCGGCACCAGCAGACCGCCGGCAUGAGUAUAUUCUUAAUCAUCGGUGGUGGUUUUUUUUUUAUUUUCUGCCUUUGUUCGUGAGUAGUCGAUGGAUCGAUCUUGUUAGCAAAAUUGGAGGUGUUCUUCUUUGUGUGGAUGUGGUCAAUUCAUUGGUUAUGAGAUGAGGAAAUUUCAUGGGGGAAUAGUAAGAAAUCGAUUGAGGUAUGCAAGGAUAUUGUGCAAAAGCUCUGUCUUUUCGUGCUUCCUCCUCGUGAUUAUACAUUGUUGUCGAAUUUUCAACUUUUACCGAGUUUUUGGGAGCAAAUUAACCGUGAUCAAGACUUUCGUGUGGUUGGAUCGAUCUUGUUUGCAGAAAAGGAGUUCUUUUUUUAUUUGUGGUGUGAUGAAUUAUCUGGUUAUGAGAUGAGUAAAUCUCAUGGAGAAAUGCUAAGCAAUUGAUUGAGGUAUGUGCAAGGAUAUAGCACGAAGGCUCUGUCUUUUAAUGGUUCCAGCUCAUGAUCAUUGUGCAAAUUGCGACUCAUGAGCCUUGUUAGAGAAAAGGAAACCUUCUCUUUUCUUUUGUGGUUGUGGUAAAUUAUGUCUAUGAGAUGAGGAAAUCAAUGGAGAAAUACGAAUCAAUUGAUAUG